AUGCCGUUCGACGAGAUCCAAAAUGUCCUGAGCUCAAGAUCGCUCAACUCGCCGUCCUUGCUCGUCACCUUCGCAGCGCAGGGCAGCAGCGGCGAGAAGAAGGAGCAGGUCGCGUGGAAGGACGGGAGGAAGACGCUCGUGCCAGUGCCGGUCGGCGAGGCCAAGCGGCUCAAGCAGAAGCAGAAGGGCGGGCUCGACAUCUCAGAGCAGGCGGUCGCCACGUGCGAGGGCCGGGAGGAGCCGUGCUCGCCCUCGAGCACCGAUGCUGUUUCGCGCGCGAGGCGUCUUGUCGAGGAGAAUCGGCGCCUACGAGAGAGCCUCGUCCACGCCGAGGAGAACGCGAGCAAGCAUGCGUACGAACUUGUCGAGCUGCGCAACGCUCGUGAUCUCGCCAUCGCCGAGCGCGAUUCGCUUCGGCUCGACAUGACCAAGCAGGAGGACGAGCUCUUCAUCUUGCGCCAGUCGAUCGAGGAGCGGACGCCUGGGUCGAGCGAGCUGCGUCGCGCACUCGCCGCCGUUGAGAGCCAGCGAGAUCUCGCACUCGACGCCAAGUCGCAGCUCGAGGCGCAGCACGAGCUCUCCCUUUCCAGCGCACGAGCCGAGAACGAGCAGCUACGCCAAGAGCUCGUCAAGGCCGAGAGCGACGUCGAGCAGUCGAGGGCCGACCAGAACGAGCAGCACCAGGCGUGCAUGCAGCUCAUGGAGGAGCAGGACAAGCUCGAGCUCGCUUACGAGGAGAUUCUUCACGAGCUGGACGAGCUCAAGCGUCAACGCGCUCUCGACGAGGGUCUCGCCCUCGACUCGCUCGUCGAGCAAGGUGCAGAAGAUUGUCUUGACGACGCCGACCAGUCGUGGGACCAUGUCGAGCUCGACGACCUCGUCUCGCCGCCUGGCUCGUCCACGACGAGAAAGUCGGUGCGCAAGAGCGCGUUCGGUCGAGCAUUGACGAAACGUGCCCGGACCCGCUCGCAGCCGCUUCUCGGCGCUCCUCUUCCGCCGCAUCAAGAUGUCGCCGCCGUCAAGAACGACGUCGAGCAGCUCAAGCAAACUAUCGCUCUCCUCGUGAGAGAGCGUCGCCCUGCGGUCGACGUCGCGUGCGACGAGUGAGCCUUGAGCUGUGCGGCGCUGGAAGGAGGCGGGCGCGCGACAAGGGACCCCGCAACCCUAUCACGCCUCGCUCUGCAACCUUGCCGUCGACGAGCGUGUCCCUCUCGCCUCUGCGCCGGUCUCUGUGUAGCUUACCUUUGUGCAACGUUCGUCG
Rhodotorula graminis WP1 is the source of this 1261-nucleotide messenger RNA. RefSeq lists its product as uncharacterized. The transcript has 14 exons. Bases 1 to 1107 code for a protein of 368 amino acids. Lineage: Eukaryota; Fungi; Basidiomycota; Microbotryomycetes; Sporidiobolales; Sporidiobolaceae. The record is from RefSeq and is a predicted model, not a curated record.